AUGCCACCCGGACGAGCAGAGGGUGGGGACAAAGGGCUGUGCAUAGAGGACUUCAGAUCCCCAGCCUACCUCACCAGUCCGACGACGCUGAAAAAGUUGCGCAUGGACGCCGAGUUAGAAGCCCUGAUGGCAAGACAAGUAGUCGCCUCCACAGCUGGUACUCGCAAGAGUGCUAAAUCAGCACAUGAAGAAGUCGGUUGGUUGAGUAGAGCGAGACAAAACAGAUACCCGGCUCAACUCCUGCCCCAGAGAGUAAAGGAACCAAAGGAGGCCGUUGGAGACUACGACCCCAAUCGAUUGGUGACCAUUGUGCGCCAGGGACUGCGUUCAACUGGAGGCAUGGACUGGCGGCAUUACGUGCGGGGCGAGGCCUCGGAGGUGCCUGGUAAGUUGCUUCCCAAUUGCACCUGUACUGACGGUAAGCCAUUGUUUCCGGGAUCGUAAACCGAUAUGAUCCACACUUUGUAAUCAACGGGUGGGUCAGCACAAUUGGAAGAGUUUUACGGCUUGAUUGUCCAGUGACAAAGACUUCCAGGAUAAGGUUAACUUUUAGACUUGGCUCGAUCAGACAGAAUAUUUAGUAUAGCUUCUGCUCACCAUGACAGUUACGCCGAUGUCAGAUCAGAUUUAUGAAGGGAAAAGUAGGCGAGCGCCUUUGAACUCCCUUUUGGUUACAAUAACGUCAUAAAAAAACAAUGUGUAAGGCAAGUGUGAAAAAAAUUAGGUAAGUAAUUACAUACAACAAACAUUGGUCACUGGUAUGAAUUUGUCUGUGAAUGCCUUCUAUGUCAAAAUUGUACAAUAUCCAGUACGGUACUGAAUGGACCAAGUACUAUCAAAGCAAGCGCAUAUGUGGCGGUCAGGAGAUAGCGAAAAUUGUAAAACGUAAUGUUACUAAAAUAUAGGGAGUAGCAUGCUUUGUAACAUAAAACGUUGGAUGGGGCGGGUGGCACAUGGGGGAAUUCGUUAGUUUCUGAUGCUGUGGAGGUACAUAUCCCUGUGCUGGUCAAGCGUUGGGAAAGAUGGCAUACCUGAAGAAUUCGGCCGUGGAUUUAAAGGGGUUAUGUGGCUGCAUUUUGCCGUACCAGUAGGGGGAAUCCUCGCUCAACAGCGAAAUUCAACAGAGGAGGCCAAUAAGCUUUCCGGCAGUACUAGAUGUUUGAAUUCCAUAAUAGUUGUGGGUCCACAACCAGCGGACAGAUGUGACGACCCGUGAACAGACUAUUACAGCAGGCAAGGUAGUUCAACUAGCUUAUAACUACCCUUCCCGCUCUUCUGAAAUAACCUAUCCAGACCACUUACAAAACGGGCGGUUUACGGUCUCGCCAUGUGCCCACUGCCGCAUUCUGCUUGGGUUUCUUCACACUGAAUUACUUCCAAGUAGGCGUACAAAAAGACGACGUACCGGACCAGCGUUCGCUCCGCCUUUCUGCUGAUCCGGCGUGUGGGUUGAGUCAUGCACUCUUCAUCCAACCUCAGAUUGUUGUUUCAUGAGGUCAGGGUUUGCUGGAGCAAAAGUAAUAUCUGCAUACCUAAGUGCGUGAAAACAUCGGCCUCACCCCCUCCCCCCUGUUCCCCCAUCUACACACCGGUGAGGCUGUCCGACAAAUUCCACCGACAGCUGACGAGGUUGAGCGCAAAUAUUUGGCUUCGACAAUGUGUGCGUCAAGCCAAUAGGUAAGAACUUGCGCAAAGUUACCACGGCUGGAUCAACGCAAACCACGAGCCAAUGUUGGGCUCUUUUUGGUUCAACACGGCAGGUAUGAUUAGUAUGGGGUGGGGGGUGAGGAGAGGGUAUCUAUGAGACAGACCAACCAGGAAUAAAACGGCUCACUAAUUUUUGCAGGAAUCUGACUAGUACUGGUGGAGAGCUGUCAUUUGACAAUGUCCGGUGCGAUGGUGGACGAUGAGGAGGUUCACAGAGACCACAGGUCAGGGAAGCGGAAUUUUCGGAAAGAGAUUGUGUCCGAGUGCACAAUCAGGUAGGGAGCGGAUGCAAGGAGGUCCCUGGUUGUACAUCAAGAGGCCGCAAGCUCCAGCUGGAAGCCAUGAAAUGGAGGCCACCCUGUAGUCGGCAGGAGUUACCGUGAAGAGGGAACCAUUGCAGCCUCACCCUUACCCCUACCCCCGAAGGGAGGGGAGACAGUUAUCCAGUCAGUCAGCAAACUUCCCAGUCAUCACAGGCAUUGGCCCGUCUCGCAGCCUAGAUAAUUUCCCAGUGCCAGUUUGGCGUCAAACUAACUAACAACAACGUAGUUCGUUGUGGAGGACAACAAGUUAACCUACUUACACCUAACAUUAUGGCCACUGACGUCAAUGACGCCGUCGGAACAGCCACCACACUAAACAAGAACAGAACAACCCGGACUGACAUAAAAACAACACAGUGACACAAAUAUAAGCAAGCCAAAUACGACGACGAUGACGACAACCACUAUUAUUACCAUCACCAGUCUCAUCUAACUACGGUCAUAGACCUCGAAGGGCACUGGUUCCAACUGGUUGUGAGUCAUGAAUGAAUAUGCAUUAAUUACCCCAAGUAAAAUGACUCUAGCCUGCUUAAAGUCCCCCCCCCUCCACACUGUCCUAUGUUUUUUCUGAUAAACCACUCCAGUCACCAGCUGGGAUGGCGUUUCGGUGACUAAUCGACUUAUUUGCUGCCGCCUCAUCGAGGAAUCCUGGGAGAUGCCAGAUGUGGACGAUGGCGCAAGCACGACAAACAGAGAUGCCACAGCGUUAACAAGGCGGGAGGGAAGCGUCCUACAGAAGACAACGAUUGAGGAUGGAGGGAAGAAGUCAGCCGCGACAGAAACAGCACUACCAUCAUCAGUCAACAGCAGUAGAAGUACGGUUUGUUUGAAAUUUACGCAUAACCCCAUUGGCUUAUAUCAGAGCUUCCAAAUAAAUGUGAGAUAUUGAAAGUGCUCUAGGAAAAACACGCCUAGUUUAUUUUGGGUUUAGGAGCUAGAAGUUAGACGCGGUCUUUGGCGGCUUUUACGGUAGUGUGAUGAAACUACGAGAGAUACUGUACUUAAUUUCAUUUAACAAUUUCGGAGUAAAUUAUGACGCCGAGUACAUAUUACCUACAGUUAUGUUCAAAAUACAAGCAAGAUGCUAGCUGUUACACACUUUCACAAAGAUGCACUUUCACACCACAACAAUUUGAGUUUUGCCGCCAAUUCCUCGAAAGUACACUCUGAGCAAAAAAUGCAAUAGAUGGUCACCCGUAUGGCAGAUAGCUUUGAAAGUUCCGAGCACGCUUACGCAGUCUAGGUGAAUGAACACAUCCCUGUGUUAUUUUUUACGUGAAGGGACUGUGGUCACCCGUUCAUGAUCUUUACGAUCCCAGUUCGGAAGAAAUUAAUUCCGAGAAGCUAAACAGGCCGGUGCGUGUCUCCUCCCGAGUGAACAGAUUGCUAAUGUCAGAUACCCACUGA
Messenger RNA from Spirometra erinaceieuropaei, 3437 nucleotides. The record is from the annotation of a GenBank genome assembly. NCBI's taxonomy places the organism in Eukaryota, Metazoa, Platyhelminthes, Cestoda, Diphyllobothriidea, Diphyllobothriidae.